Messenger RNA from Gastrolobium bilobum, 1551 nucleotides. RefSeq names its product beta-glucosidase 45-like. The record is from RefSeq and is a predicted model, not a curated record. The coding region runs from base 1 to 1551 and encodes 516 amino acids. Gene Ontology annotation, molecular function: beta-glucosidase activity. NCBI's taxonomy places the organism in Eukaryota, Viridiplantae, Streptophyta, Magnoliopsida, Fabales, Fabaceae. Gene Ontology annotation, biological process: carbohydrate metabolic process. The transcript has 12 exons.
AUGGCGUUCUCUACAUUGCUGAAAGCUCUGUUUCUGGCGAUACCUUUGAUUCUUAUGCUCAUGCCAUGUUCUAUCAUAGCACUUUCAAAGGGAUUGGAACAAUCUCCAUUACCAACCAACUUCCUCUUUGGGACUUCUUCUUCUUCUUACCAGUAUGAAGGUGCAUACUUGAGUGAUGGGAAAGGAGUAAAUAACUGGGAUGUCUUCACUCACAAAACACCAGGUAGAAUAAUUGAUGGAAGUAAUGGGGAUGUUGCGGUUGACCAAUAUCAUCGCUAUCUGGAGGAUAUAGAUCUAAUGGAAGCAAUAAAAGUCAACAGCUACAGGUUCUCAAUUUCAUGGGCGAGAAUUUUACCAAAAGGUACAUUUGAAGAAGUCAAUUUGGCUGGCAUCAGCUACUACAACCGGCUAAUAGAUGCUUUGCUACUCAAAGGAAUUCAACCAUUUAUAACAUUGUCACACCUUGACUUUCCCCAAGAACUUGAAGACAGAUACGGAGGUUGGCUAAGUCCCAAGUCACAGGAAGAUUUUGAAUAUUUUGCGGACCUAUGUUUUAAAUCAUUUGGUGACAGGGUAAAGUAUUGGGUAACCUUCAAUGAGCCAGAAUACUUAGCUACAUACGGUUACCGCAGAGGACAAGGUCCACCAUGUCGUUGCUCAAACACAUUUGGAAAUUGCAGUGAAGGAGAUUCAGAGAAGGAGCCAUUUGUGGUGGCCCAUAAUAUAAUCCUAUCCCAUGCAGCUGCAGUUGAUAUUUAUAGAACCAAAUACCAGACUGAGCAAGGUGGUAAAAUUGGCAUUGUUGUGCAUGCUGACUGGUAUGAACCCAUCAGCAAUUCCACCGCAGACAUCUUGGCCACAGAAAGAGCACGAUCAUUCACCUUGAAUUGGUUCUUGGACCCAAUCAUAUUCGGUAAAUACCCUACAAAUAUGCAGAAGAUUCUGGGAAAUACCUUACCCGAAUUCUCCAAUAAUGACAAAGAGAAACUCAAGGGAGGAUUGGAUUUCAUUGGCAUUAAUCACUAUGUUAGUUACUAUGUCCAGGACUGCAUGUCCUCCAUAUGUGAACCAGGACCUGGGGUCACCAGAACCGAGGGUUCAUACCAACAAAGUUCAAAAAAAGAUGGAGUUCCAAUUGGGCAACCUACUUCACUUGAUUGGCAAUAUGUUUACCCACAAGGCAUGGAGAAAAUUGUCAACUAUGUAAAAGACAGAUACAAUAACACUCCAAUGUUCAUAACUGAAAACGGGUAUGGGGAGUUGGAUAACCCAAAUUACACUGAGGAGCAAUACCUUAAUGAUUUCAACAGAAAAAAUUACAUGGCGGUUCAUUUAGAUGCCCUACUGGAAUCAAUAAGGAAAGGAGCUGAUGUUAGGGGGUAUUUUGCCUGGUCCUUGCUCGACAACUUUGAGUGGUUACAAGGAUAUACUGUAAGAUUUGGACUACACCAUGUUGAUUACCAAACACUGAACAGAACUCCGAGAUUAUCAGCAAGUUGGUACAAGGAAUUCAUUGCAAAGCAUAAAACAGAAACCUUCUGCCAGGAAUGA